UGCUUUGAUAUUUGAAAGUUUUGAGAAAUUAUAAACUAAAUUUUUAUUGAAAAAAUGUGGAUUUCAAGAAAAUUUUUAUUUUCAAAAUCAACUACCCCUAUCAAAAGUUUGUUGCCAUUAAUAUUAAAUGGUAGAACAUAUUCUAGUCCAAAUGCAAAUACAGAAGACUCAACCACACAUUUCGGAUUCCAAACAGUUAAGGAAAGUGAAAAAGAUAAAAAAGUUCACAAGGUUUUUGAAGAAGUGGCUACAUCUUAUGAUUUAAUGAAUGAUGUGAUGUCUGCUGGUUUACAUAGAAUUUGGAAAGAUAUUUUUAUGGAUCGUUUGCAUCCAACACCUGGAACUAGACUCUUAGAUAUGGCUGGUGGAACAGGAGAUAUUGCUUUUCGUUAUAUAAAAUAUUUAAACAACUUACCAUUUAAUAAUCAAAUUAGUCAUGUUACUAUUUCUGAUAUAAAUCAAAAUAUGUUAAAUGUUGGGAAAUCUAGAUCAGAAAAAUUAGGAUAUAAUCAAAAAAAUUUUAAAAACAUAAAUAUUGAUUGGGUGUGUGCUGAUGCUGAAAAAUUACCAUUUGAAAAUGAAACAUUUACUGCAUAUACGAUAGCAUUUGGCAUAAGAAAUUGUACUCGGAUUGAUAAAGUUCUGCAAGAAGCUUACCGCGUACUUAAACCAGGUGGACGAUUUAUGUGCCUAGAAUUUAGUCAUUUGACUAAUUCAACUUUUCAAUGGAUAUAUGAUCAAUAUUCAUUUCAAGUGAUACCGCCGAUGGGUCAAAUAUUAGCUGGAACAUGGGAACCAUAUCAGUAUUUAGUUGAAAGUAUAAGACAAUUUCCAAAACAAGAAGAUUUUAAACAAAUGAUUAAAAAUGCUGGGUUUUUUGGUACCAAUUAUGAAAAUUUAUCAUUUGGAAUAGUUUCAAUUCAUUCAGGAUUUAAAUUAUAAUACAUAAUAAAGUAGCAUAUUGAAAGCAGAAAUUUGUACAAGAUUUAAUAUGUGCAUAGGUAUUUAUUAAUAUUUACAUGAAAAAUUUUGAUACAUAAUGGUACCUGUGUAUUUUCAAUUAAAAUAUUAAUUCAAAAAUAUUCAGUUUUUUAAAUAAUUUUUAUUAAAAAUCAUUUAUAUAUUAUAAUAUUAUAGUGUAUACAUCAACAUUAAUAAU
Condylostylus longicornis is the source of this 1159-nucleotide messenger RNA. RefSeq names its product 2-methoxy-6-polyprenyl-1,4-benzoquinol methylase, mitochondrial (gene Coq5). Gene Ontology annotation, biological process: ubiquinone biosynthetic process. Lineage: Eukaryota; Metazoa; Arthropoda; Insecta; Diptera; Dolichopodidae. The record is from RefSeq and is a predicted model, not a curated record. Bases 55 to 942 code for a protein of 295 amino acids. Gene Ontology annotation, molecular function: methyltransferase activity. The transcript is spliced from 4 exons.